Gilbertella persicaria is the source of this 2802-nucleotide messenger RNA. RefSeq names its product glycoside hydrolase superfamily. Gene Ontology annotation, biological process: carbohydrate metabolic process. The coding region runs from base 1 to 2802 and encodes 933 amino acids. Gene Ontology annotation, cellular component: vacuole. Lineage: Eukaryota; Fungi; Mucoromycota; Mucoromycetes; Mucorales; Choanephoraceae. The transcript has 3 exons. Gene Ontology annotation, molecular function: beta-galactosidase activity. The record is from RefSeq and is a predicted model, not a curated record.
AUGGGCUUGAAUACCAUCCGUAUCUAUUUCCACUGGGGCUACCAUUCUCCUGAUGAAAAUGUGUAUCAUUUUGAAGGCAAUCGUGAUAUUGACUAUUUGCUUAAUUUGUGUGAACAACUAGAGUUGUUUGUCUUGGCUGCUCCUGGCCCUUAUAUUUGUGCAGAAACACAAGCAGGCGGAUAUCCUAGUUGGCUUAUUGCUAAAAGAGAACUAAAUAUACGUCAUAAUUAUAUGAUGCUUUGGCGUGUUUAUGACCAGAAAUUUGCUGAUUACGAAAUACAAUGGCUCAACCAAAUCAUGCCUAUUCUUGCUAGACAUCAGAUCACUGAAAAAAAGAAAGGGUGUGUGAUUGGAGUACAGAUUGACAAUGAGUUGUUUGAAGUCAUGGCAAAUAUACUCCCUAUUGGUUUGCAUGAUCAAAUGAGAAUCUUGGCUAAAGCAACAAGAGAUGCUGGUAUUACAGUGCCUCUGUUUACAAACGAUGGUUUUGAAGAGGGUGGAUGGGUUCCUCGCACUGACGAUAAAAAGAAAUUCGGUAUUGAUCUUUAUGGUUUUGAUAAAUAUGUCAUUUUUGCACCUUCAAGUUCGCCCAAGUCAUGGUUGAUUAAUAGUGGUGUGUCUGUUGGGUCUUGGGAUGAAUGGAAUCCCAAAAAUAUGGAGAAUUCAAUGGAUGGUUUAGAAAAGAAAGUGCGUGGAUUUGGUGGUGGUGCUAAGGAAUCACCCAUGUUUAUUCCUGAACUUCAGGGCGGCUGGUUUAACCAUUAUCAAUUGCAGCAUACCUACGAUCAGAUUUUUGAUUAUUAUGGGGAUGAAUACACCAAGCUCAUAUUAGAAACAUCAUUUGCUCAAGGUGUUACUAUGGCCAGUACUUAUAUCAUUUAUGGUGGCACGAAUUGGGGAGCCAUUGGUGAUCCUGAUGUUUACACUUCUUAUGAUUAUUCUGGUUGUAUUCGUGAAUUUGGUAUGCUUUCUUCUCGAGGCAGAAAUGUCAGAAAAUCUGUUCUUUUGACUCGCUCAUUUGAUCCCUACUUUACAAAGACUGAACGUGUCGCUCAUCCUAAUGUCAAGUCUUCUCUUGCUCAUACUUUAAAUCUUCAACGUGUUGCUAUUGCAGGCAACCAAAAUGUUACAUUUACUUUCUUGAGAAACUUUGACCGCAAAAAGCGCGAGACAUUUGACAUUACUGUUCAAGAAAAAGAGGGCAGUUUGACGAUGGGUUGUUUCUUGCCUUACAAGUCUUCUUUCAUUGCUAUUGGAAACUACACAGCAGCUAACGGCGUUCAUUUGAUUUUCUCUUCUAUCCCUAUCCUGACUCGGUUAGUAAGCCCCCACAGUAAGGAUGAAGUAUGGGUUGUUGAGCCCAAUAUUGUGGGUGCCAUGGCUUUCACUAACAAAGAAAUGCAUUUAUCUGGUAAUAUGCAAGACAAUGCUUUACGUAAUGAUGGUCCUGCUGUGAUACUCUCAUUUGAAACAGAUCAUGGAUGGUCAAAGCUCCAGACAACAGAAGGCAAUCUUUAUAUUAUCGGUCUUUCUAGGCUCGAUGCAGCCACUCUUUAUGCUGAAUUUAGUGAGCCUUAUUGGAAUGAAGGUGUUAAGAAAUACCCUUUUUUUGUUGCUUGGGGUGCUGAUAACUUUUAUUUCGACAAAAAGACAGGUCAACUUGAAAUCAACCAUCGCCGCACAGAAAAAGCAGCACAUAUCAUUUCUUUUGAUCAGAUAAAGGGAGGUGUAACUGACAACACCUGGGACCUUGAUAUUAUCCAUACAUUUGAAUACAAGAAGCAUACCGAUAUAAUUCCUGUGACAUUCGAUUACACGCAUUGGGAAAAUCGCCCUGUUCGAUUUGACGAAUUACCAUGGGAAAAACUCAAGAGCUUAAAAAAGAAUGAUAGUGUCACUUUUACUGGCCUUGAUUAUCAUUUUACCAGUGGUCAUGUCUUGUAUCGCACUCGAUUCAGAACUCCUGAUUCAGAUCAUCCUAAAGUUACACUUUCCUUAAAUGUUCGUAACCGUGCCACGGUGAUCUUGAAUGGUCGAGUCGUUGGUGGCCACACUACUUAUUCUCGUCAACUGUUUAUGCCCGGUGCCAAAAUUGGACCUGAUCCAUACUUUUUGGGUUCACAUACGUAUGAUCUUGCACCUUAUCUGUCUCGGUCAGAUUCCCUUGAAAAUCAACUGAUUGUAGUCGUAGAGAGCUUUGGCUUAAGUCGUCAAGCAUUUAUUAUGAAUGAUGUUCGUAAUCCACGCGGUAUAGUGAGUGCUAAACUCGCUGGUCUCGUCCAAUCACCUGAAUGGGAAAUCACGGGUGUUGAUGUACGCAAAUUAUCUAACCCUUACAACACCACUGGCUUUCCAGACGAAAUUGUCUCUUCAGACUGGAAAUCGUUCAAGAAUAUCAAGUGUGAUAAGGAAGGGUGCACGAUUCCACUUAAAGUAACACAGGGCGUACAAUGGUUCCGUUUCCGAUUUGAUAACGCCUAUAAAUCUUCUCUGUACAACAUUCCACUUCGUCUCCAUCUGGAGGGUGAAUGGACAGCUAUGGUCUUUUUGAAUGAUGUCUUGAUCGUAAGAUAUUACGGUAAUGGUGAUGGCCCUCAACAUGAUUUUUAUUUGCCCGACGAUCUUGUUUUAGCAAAGCACAAUGAGGUCAAGAUUCUUGCUUAUACCUGGGAAGAUACACAAGCUCGACUCUUCUUAGCAGGAUGGCCUGUUCUUGCAGACAGUGGUAAUCUUAUUACUCACUAUGCACAAGACAGUAAGCCUGCUGAAUACAUGACUUUUAAAGAAUCUAUUAAUUUGUAG